Molecule: messenger RNA, 1581 nt
Organism: Humulus lupulus (European hop)
Lineage: Eukaryota; Viridiplantae; Streptophyta; Magnoliopsida; Rosales; Cannabaceae
Exons: 2
Coding region: 1-1581 (526 amino acids)
Source: RefSeq, a predicted model, not a curated record
AUGAUCAAAAUUGACUUGAGGAAAGCAUAUGAUACUGUUGAUUGGAGUUUCAUUGAAGAGAUGCUCAAAGCCUUUGGUUUUCCUCAAAGGUUCACUGAACUGGUUUUGACUUGCAUACGAACUCCCAAAUUUUCAUUACUUCUUAAUGGAUCUCUUCAUGGAUUCUUUGCAGCAAGGAGAGGUCUUCGACAAGGGGAUCCUAUCUCCCCCUUGUUGUUUGUUCUUGGUAUGGAGUACUUGUCUAGGAUCUUGACUAAGGUAGGGACAUGGCCAGGCUUCAAAUAUCAUGAUAGAUGUACCACGCUAAAGUUGAAUAAUUUGUGCUUUGCGGAUGACCUCUUGCUUUUUUGUAAUGGAGACUAUAUUUCAAUCAUUUUGAUGUUGAGAGGUUUGAAAUUAUUCUCUAAUAAUUCAAGUUUAUUUCCCAAUGCAUCUAAGUCUGCGGUCUACUGCCAUGGCAUACCUGAACCAGAAGUGGAUCGGGUUCUUGACAUAUCUAGAUUUACUCGCAGCUAUCUUCCCUUCAGGUAUCUCGGUAUCCCAAUUUGUUCUAAGAAAAUUUCUGCUACUGAAUGUACAAGUAUUCUUGAGAAAAUGACUGGCAGAAUUCGGUUAUGGAGUACCAGGAACCUCUCUUACAUGGGGAGAGUUACAUUGAUUAACUCAGUAUUAAUUUCAAUACAUUCUUACUGGGCACAGAUCAUGAUUUUACCAAAAAAAUUUCUUAGAGAUGUUGAAGCACUCUGUGGCUUAGGCUUUAGACGAAUUCUUGAUUGGAAUGAGGCUGCCAUAGGGAAAUAUAUUUGGGAUAUUGCCAAGAAAAAAGAUAACCUAUUUGUCAAAUGGAUAAAUAGUGUUUAUUUAGUGAACAGAAACUGGUGGGAUUAUGCUAGUCCUCUGGAUUGCAGCUGGUAUUGGAAAUGUAUAGUUGCUGUGAAAGAAAGAUUCAAAGACAAAGUUUCGCUUGGAUCCUUUUUAUCUCAGAAUUAUAGCAUCAAAAAUGGUUUAGAGCUGCUGUGUGUUCCUGAAAGUAAAGUAUCUUGGAACAAGUUUGUUUGGGAUAGACUUAUUACUCCUAAACAUAGAUUUAUCAUGUGGUUAGUCAUGUGGGAGAGAUUGCAUACAAAGAAUCAUAUUAUUAAAUACAAUCCAUCUCUUGAUCCGACCUGUCUACUUUGUGGGGAAGAAAAUGAAAGCAUAGAGCAUCUUUUCUUCAAGUGUUUAUAUAGUAGAAAAUGUCUCAUUGCCAUUAAAAACUGGCUCAACUGGAAUGCACAGCCAAUUAACCUGGUUAGUUUGCUGAAAUGGAUUUUCCAUGCUAAGUUCUCGAGAAUAUACAAGAGCAUGCUGCUUUCCAUCCUUGCCACUACUGUUUAUAAUAUUUGGAGGGUAAGGAAUGAUGUUCUAUGGAACCAGAAACUUUGGCACAUCAAUCACACAGUGAGUAUGAUUCAAAAUGAGUGUAAAUUGCGAUUAAUUAGUGUAUUACCAUGUAAAGCUUCAAGUAAAGAUAGAGAGUUUCUGUGUAGCUUGAAUGUUGUACAGGGGAUUGAUUGUAUAGGAGCUAAGUGUUUUUCUUAG